UCGCUCAUCGCUGCUCCAGCCUCCACUCCGCAGCAGAUGUGACUCGCGCCAUGCACGACGGUGCUGAUCGCACACGCUGCCACGGCUGCGACAAGAACGGUGUGCAAAAGUUACCAUCGGUGCCAUCACGAUGCCGAUGCGGCCUCGCCGGCGCCGAGAGCUGCGGGAGGCGGCCGGCUCCCGUCAAAAUCAAUGCUCCCACGAGGUGCCAGCGCCAGCAUUCUGGAACACCGCCACUCACAGCCGCAACCGCGUCUUGGCCACCCAAAUUCGACGAAGAAUCACUGCCAUGUGCAGCACCACGAGAGCGAAGGCUCCCACACUCAUCGAGGCACGCGAGCUCCCUGUUCCUGAACAGCACAUGCGGGCUUCUUGCCAGCUCCGUGCUGUGCAUGUGCACCGUGAAGAUCCCCAAAACCCUUCAACUAUGCUACCCGAGCCGCCGCAAGUCUGCGCAUCGUCUGCACCAUUGAGUUCACGCCUAGUAUGCAGCGCCAGUCCAGCUCGGGUUAUCACAUUUUGGCGAACAACGGUGCAGACUGCAGUGGCUCAAUAUGAUAGUCCAGCCCUCAACGGCCGUCCAUGGAGGUGUGAGUAUCUAUAACGCCUUCACUCUCGCCGGCAGUGCUCCUUUCUCUGCAACUCACGCCCAUAUUUUUCUACUUGAUCGAGCAUUCGAGGUCAAUAUUCACCUAGCAACGAGCUUCUGGUCGUAGUGUGCCACGCCCCUUACAGCGACAUCGGCUCUUCCAUACAGGUGCGGACCAGCAGACGACUUCAAACUCAAUGCGGUUCUUCGCAUGGCUGCAGUCCCUCCGUGGGAAGGACCAUGAGGAUCCACGCCACUCACACUCCCCAUAUCAGCGAGCGGACCGAUCGUCGACAUUUUCGAGCACACUCGACCGCAACCAUCGCGCAUCCGCAGUGAGAAGCCCGGAUGCAGAAUCAAGCCGCCCAAAGGAUUCUCGGAGGAGUCGUGGACUGUCCAUGUCACGAACAAGGUCGAUAUACAACAAUCGCCGCAGUUGGUUUGGUGGCCGUCCCGAUACGGACGAACAAGUGCCAGAGAUGCCGAAGACAGUGCGUGCCGGUCAGGCAAAGGACAUUCCACUCUCCGUGCUCCCUUCCAGCCCGGCCGAGCAAGCCACUGGUCAGCCGCGCGCAGCGAAGCGACAGUCGUCGAGAUUCACUCAGAACGAGAGAGGGCCAGUGGCACCACUGCCAGCACUGCCCUCGAUGCCCGUUACCGUUGAUAGAUCAGCACAACCGGCCACGUCCACUCUGCCCGCAGAAAAGCGACGCAGCAGACAUGCUUCGACGAGCACUCUUCGAAGGCAGCCCAGCAUCAGCAGCAUCAAAUCAAGACGAUCUCGCUCCUCAUUCUGGGUGUCUUCUAACCCAGACGAUUCCGACUCUGAUAUUCCGCCUGUUCCACCUCUCUGCCGCGGCGAGUCGUCGGAGUCAGUACGAAGGGAUGAUUCGGAAGACGACGUGCGCCUGUCUCGCCGUCUCACACGUAACAACACUGAGCCUGCGAAGUCACGACCUGUCAGCGUGGUGAGCACAAUGUCUCGAAAGUCAUACGUGCCACGAUCGGCUGCGAAGGGCUUCUUGAACUCUACCAACGGCGCGUCAGACGAAUCGCGCAAGAGCUUCAGGAAGUCUUUCAACAUGGAAGACGACAGCGCCAUGGUGUGCUUGACUGAGGAACAGCGGAUCGAAUGGGCGAAGUUGAUGAACGGCGACAUGAAGCUUGCAGAGGCAACACGAACAUCGACUCCGGAGAUGGACAAGGGAGACAACAAUCCUCCCAGAAGACCAAGCUACGCUAACUCGCAAGCUCUCGCUGCUUUGGAGUUUGGUAUUCGGUGAGCGCCUGCUGGCUUGCACGAUGUGGCCUAUGACUUGAUGAUUUCCUUUUACCUUUUCCUUGCAUGUAUGGAAUCUCUAUGGUACAGAAGCAGACCAAAUCGGUCGUGUCUCACUCAUGUUGGCGUUUGUUGCAUUUUGUACAGC
Molecule: messenger RNA, 2016 nt
Organism: Cercospora beticola
Lineage: Eukaryota; Fungi; Ascomycota; Dothideomycetes; Mycosphaerellales; Mycosphaerellaceae
Source: RefSeq, a predicted model, not a curated record